Messenger RNA from Ciona intestinalis (vase tunicate), 1959 nucleotides. The record is from RefSeq and is a predicted model, not a curated record. NCBI's taxonomy places the organism in Eukaryota, Metazoa, Chordata, Ascidiacea, Phlebobranchia, Cionidae.
ACUUUGGUUGUGACCACUACCGUGCUCAACAACACUCAUUGUUUCCUUUUCCUAACUUGGUCUGUACUAACUUUGGGAUAAGUAAUUACACCUUCUGCAAAAUAUCAAAUGGAAGAAAAAACUGAUUAUUCGACUUACGAACUUGGCUCUCAGGAAAUGAGAUCCACGUUUAGACUGAGCGAUGCUUAUGUUAUGCUUAACCAUGGAGCGUAUGGUCUUUCACCUCAACCUGUGGUGGAAAAAAGAAUUCACAUAUUAGAUACGACACCUAGAAAAUUGAAUCUUUUACUCCAUUGAUUUACCUCAUUAUCAGGUUGUCCAAAAUUAUCAGCCAAACACAAAAAAAUCCACAAAAAGUAAUCACCCACAAGCCACAAACUAACAUGCAUGCAUGCAACUCGUAAUAACAACUGUCGUUUUCAAGGCACGCGAAGAUAAAGUUAAUAAAGGAACAAGAAUCUCACCCAGACACAUGGUUCCGCAUUAAUAUGAUGGAUUAUUAUAUGGAAUCUGUUAAAACUGCUGCAAAGUUAAUUAAUGGGGAUGUUGAGGACACAUUUAUCCUUAAUAACGUAACUGAAGGUACAAACUGUAUUUUAAAAUCAAUGCUUAAAGGCAGUGAAGAAAUUCUAAUAAACACUCAUUCAUAUAAAGCUGUCCAAAAUACUCUGUCAGAAAUGGAAACAACAUUUGGUACAAAGACAAGAUGUGUUGAAAUUUGUUUUCCAAUCUUAGAUGAACAAGAUGUGGUUGAUUUGUACGUAAGGCAGUUGGAUCAAUAUCCUAAUAUUAAGAUUGCAGUAAUAGACCAUAUCACGAGUCCUACUGCUUUGAAACUACCCGUUGAAAAAAUUGUUGAAGUCUGUCGUAAAAGAAACGUGCUCACAUUAAUUGAUGGAGCUCAUGCACCUGGUCAACUUGAUCUGGACAUGAACAGGAUAAAAGCAGAUUUUUAUGUUGGCAAUCUUCACAAGUGGUAUUACACAUUCCGUGGAUGUGCUUUCCUCUGGAUUUCUCCAAAACACAGAAACAAAGUCUUACCUUUGGUAACAUCAAAUUACAGCAAUUUCACGAUGCACCAUCGAUUUUGCUACUGGGGAACCCGUGAUACUUCACCUCAGUUCACUGUCGCAUCUGCGUCUAAGUUUUAUGAAGAUAUAGGAGGAUUGGAGACUAUCACUGGGUACAACAAUAAGUUGGUAACAUGGGCUCAAUCAAUGUUGUGUGAAGCAUUGGGAACAAAACCUCUUGAUAUACCGCGGUCAAUGAAACCACCAAACAUGGCUGUGCUUUAUUUACCAAAAUCGUCAAAAAAGCAGAUUGGAAGUGAUGAGUUGAUUGUUUAUUUCAUUAAAAAAUAUAAUGGAAUAACUGUUGGAUUUACAACUAUUGAUGGAGAGGUUGCUUUAAGACUAUCAGCAAAUGUCUACAAUUGUAAAGAUGAUUACUACAAACUUAGGGAUGCUCUACUUGAUUAUUUUGACGAAUAAUAAUUAAAUUUAGCUAUGUGUUUGUUGUAGAAUGGAAUUUUAUGUAAACUACUAAUCUUAUCAUAUAUGUUUGUAUUAAAUUACCUAACAGAUGUCAGAUUGUAUCCCAUUGCUUAUGAUUGUUAAUCUUGUUAAAUGUGCUAGCAAACCGUGCUAAAGUUUUGGGCUUUGUAAUAUGAUGGUGUUUAUUAUUAUAUACUAGGUGCUUGGUAAUAUGAUGGUGUUUAUUAAUAUAUAUUGUGCUUGGUAAUAUGAUGGUGUUUAUUAAUAAUAAUCUUGUUAGUAAGGUGUUCUUGUGGAAGGUAUCCUGGAAUUGUCCUUCUAUUUGCUUAAGCUUUAAUACUUUUCCAUGUGAUAUUAUAUUAUUUUAAUAUUGUGUUUUUUUAUAUUAAAAAUCCUAACAACACGUGCAUUUAACGGCAGUUAUGCAAAUUGUAAAACAUAAAAUACAGAGUGUGCUAAUAUUCCA